Molecule: messenger RNA, 13027 nt
Organism: Artibeus jamaicensis (Jamaican fruit-eating bat)
Lineage: Eukaryota; Metazoa; Chordata; Mammalia; Chiroptera; Phyllostomidae
Gene: VTI1A
Product: vesicle transport through interaction with t-SNAREs 1A
Exons: 9
Coding region: 367-1041 (224 amino acids)
Biological process (GO): intracellular protein transport; vesicle fusion with Golgi apparatus; retrograde transport, endosome to Golgi
Cellular component (GO): ER to Golgi transport vesicle membrane; Golgi apparatus; endoplasmic reticulum membrane
Molecular function (GO): SNARE binding; SNAP receptor activity
Source: RefSeq, a predicted model, not a curated record
AGCUCGCGUGACAUGCGGCUGGGUAGCUGGAGCCGCGUUCCAGAACGUGGAGGGGUUAAAAAAAAAUCGGUGCUCCCCUAAAAGACGGAUAUUUUUGGAGACUUUUGGGCGCACUAAUUAACGUGCUUUUUCUUAGGGAAUUUGUUAGUUUUGAAGUCUGAGAGAAAAAAAAGAGUGUACCAAGCCAACUUCCGGGGGACCGAGAUUGUGACGGAAAACCAGGAAGUGGCCGGGCUGGGAGCUGUCCUGGGUUCUCCGCUCUGCUCCCGAGGGCGGUUCCCAGGGUCCCUUCACCGUGUUCCCCUACUCUGCUUGACCCCUACCCCGACCUAGGCUCCGGCCUGGGUCUGUCACUCCGGAACCGCCAUGUCGUCAGAUUUCGAAGGCUACGAGCAGGACUUCGCGGUGCUCACUGCAGAGAUCACGAGCAAGAUUGGCAGGGUCCCUCGACUCCCACCAGAUGAGAAGAAACAGAUGGUUGCAAAUGUGGAGAAACAGCUUGAAGAAGCAAAAGAACUGCUUGAGCAGAUGGAUUUGGAGGUCCGAGAGGUUCCGCCCCAAAGUCGAGGGAUGUACAGCAACAGAAUGAGAAGCUACAAGCAAGAAAUGGGAAAACUUGAAACAGAGUUUAAAAGGUCACGGAUCGCCUACAGUGACGAAGUACGCAAUGAGCUCCUAGGGGAUGAUGGGAAUUCCUCAGAGAACCAGUUGAUAAAAUUACGUGAAGAGAGGGCACAUCUGCUAGAUAACACAGAGAGGCUGGAAAGGUCAUCUCGGAGACUAGAGGCUGGGUACCAAAUAGCAGUGGAAACCGAGCAAAUUGGCCAGGAGAUGUUGGAAAACCUCAGCCACGACAGAGAAAAGAUAAAGAGAGCACGUGAAAGACUGCGGGAAACGGAUGCCAACUUGGGGAAAAGCUCCAGGGUUCUGACGGGGAUGUUGAGAAGAAUCAUCCAGAACCGCAUCCUGGUCGUCAUCCUGGCCAUCACCCUCGUUGUCACCAUCCUGAUGGCGAUCAUUUUUUCUGUCAGAAGACAUUGAUGUAUCUGCUCCUCCUUGAUAAACAGCAACCACGGCUUGUUCUGAGUAAUUAAGACAAAACGGUCACAUGAAUCAUCCUUUUGCGCUGACAGGCCCUGAGCGACACUCCUCUCUCGCCACUGUGCAGCCGAAGUGCAAAGAGUAUAAAAAAUAUUUUUUAUUCUCGUUUGCAUGUGGGUUGGUUUCCUUUUGUACGUGUGUCUUCACCCAGGUUUGUUUUUCAUGAGGGAAGGUUGGCGUUUGCUUGCCUUUUGGUCAUUUCAUCUACUGACCAAAAUAGCCCUUGUUGACAUUCUUCCUUGCCCCGUGUCCAUGUCAGGGGUCACAGUUUGGGAAAGGGCAUAAUGAGUCUGUCACAGGGGCUUCUGAUGGGCUGUGCUGUUUGUCACACACCUCUUGUCACCAAAUUGCCCUUCUGUGAUGUCCGAAGAUAAAAAUGCAGAGAAAAGCGGGGGUCAGAGCCAGUGACCAGCUUCAGCAAACCAGCCCUGUUCAUACCCCAGCAUAAUGAACAGAGUCAACCUGCCUGAAUGCUUUCAUUGUGAAGGUGGGUAUUUCAUGUCAGUUGCGCAGGAAAUUGACUUAGCACUUUCUCUGUUUUUCUACGCAUAUUUUUUCUUUACACCCAAGACUAUUUUUGCUGAGCCUGCCCAAUAUCCACUUUUCACGACUUUGAUUACUGGCUUCAAGAAAUAGUUCCAUAUCUUCCCCAAAAUCCCAUACUGCCCAGAAUUUGCUGGCAAAGUGAGUCCUGGGCCCGUAUUUAAUUGUGACCUCCUCUCCCCUGACCUGUGUAAGCAUUCCUGUACCCUUUCGGUUUUAAUAUUUGCGCUGCCGAAAGCAGCCCUCAGACAUGCAAAAGGUCUGACAAGGUUCCCUCCACAUCUAUUUCCGCAUGUAAAGAGAACAUGAAUAUUUCAGGAAGAGCAAGAACAUGACUCUGGCAGUGCAAAAUUUCAGAUGUGAUUAUACAUAUGGUGGAGUCCUAUAGGAUGGUCCACUAGACAUCAACUUCACGGAAAAAAAGGUGCACGCACCUCCCUUAAAAGAAAGGGGUUGCAGCGUGUUGCAAAAAGACAGCUUGGAUUUUUUACUAACAGAUGUCAGCCUAGCCUUCUGGAAGCCACUGUGUACUCAAAGCUCUAACAUGCUUUGUGAUUUUUCUUCGCUUUCUCCCUGUCCGAGGUAACCGAGAAUUGCGUUCAAAAUGAGUUCAUUUAUGAUGAGGCUUUGAGUUGCCUGAGCUGAGGUCCUUCUCCUUCUAGUCAUGAAGCAAAAUGUGUUUUUCUUUAAGGCCUCAUAGGCACUUCCAGGGGCCGUACUAUCUUUUGAAUAUAAUUAGAUGCUUUGAACCCUUGAAAACCAAACCUGUUUUCUUCAUAAAAAAUGCUAACCACCUGUGCCCAUGGAUGGAGUUCACGGAGCUCUCCAUCUAGCAUUUAAUAUUUUUUUUUCUCCAAAUCAGAAGAGAAUCAUUAUGGUUUAGGGAGGAGAUGCAUGACAGCAAAAUGCACUAGAGAACUCGUACUUACUGAACCAGGCCAGGGCCUGCCCGCGUUCCGAUAAAUCAUUUAGUAUGGUGUGAAGAGAGCUGCGGCCCUUACUUUGCAGGGAUGGAGUGAGAUUUUGGCAGAGCGUGAAAUAGGACAGCCAAGGAGUGGGAAGGCUGUGCUGAUUUUCCUCUCAGCUUACGGGACCCACCUCAGUGAGCAUCUUUUAUUCUGAUCGUGGAAUUCAAUAUGUGCUAAACACAUCGAGGAGACUAUUUAAAAGCAAGAAAACAGACAACGCACUUCCUUCUCAUUCUGAAAUACUGACGGUGGGGAAGUAGUAUCCCAGCCUCUCUGGUGGCUUCCUUCGAAACCCUUGAUCUCACCUCAAGUGCGUAACCAGUUCUCUGGCUACACCACACAUUUCCAGACUCUUGCCAAGGCCGUGUAGCAAGCCACGUGGAUCUGAUCAUCUCAACCUACCAGCUCCCAAGUAUUUCAUUAAAAUUGUGUGUUCCUGUUGAAGUAGAUAAAGGAAAAAGGAGUGUGUUGCUCCCCCUUUUAAUUGCCUUUUUUGGGGGGUUCUUUCUCUAUCAGCUCUUGCCUGAGAUGGUGCCCCAAUUCAACACUGAGGGUGGAAGGAAUAUGAACAGAUAACCCUUGGUCUAAUGGCUCCAUCAAACCCCCCUUGAGAGCAGUCCCCUAGCCUGACGUCUUGAGUGCCUUCUAGGAAGCUGGCCCAAAGGGCCCUUGAACUCGUUGCCUGGCCCUCCUGGAUGCUGUAGGAGCGACUCUAAGGAACCCUAAGAAAGACAGUUUUUUGUUCUUCCCCUUCCACACUCUUCCACGCUCCACUGGGAAAGGAAGCUCACAAAUUCAAAGCAGGUGAAAAGUUCUAGGAACUUAAUAAGUAGACUUCAAUUGAUGAAUAUUUCUAAAGUUGGGAAUAUUGUUUAAAAUGCUGCUCAACAUGGGGCUGGGGGAAAUAAUGAAGACGCAGAAGAGGAAGAGGAGGAAGAAGCCAUUGCCAUACAAAAUUCACUGCAGACUAAACAGUUUCCCCAACAGAAUAAAUAAGGCAGAUGCUGCCCAUGCUCCAGAAUCAAAAGCACUUUAAUUAAAGUCUCUUAAGUUGUAGAGAGUUCUCAGUGUUCCACGUUGAAGGAGAAUGCCUGCGAAUACAGUAGGCUUGACGUCAGCCGCCUGCCUGGGCUGGGAGGCCAUUUGCUAUUCUGUUUAAGGCAGGCUGGAUUGUCUUAUUUUGGAACCAGCUUGGUGGGGGGUUUGCUUUGCUACUGCUUCUGAGCCCCGAGCUUCAAAGGCUGAAAUUAAUGGCGAACAAAAUUGUGCAGCUCUGGCCGUCCCAUGCGGGGCAAGCCCAUUGAGGGUUAUCAUUAAGUAAAGAAAUAAAGAGGGGGGAAAAAAGCCUGCCUGUUCCAAAAACCUCAUCAGAUAAUGACCUCGGCGAUUGGGUUUUAUUACCAAACAGCAUCCAGAGAUUAUCUAUUCCAGAGAAGAAGGGAGGGGGAAAGAAAAAGAAAGAAAGGAAAGCAACUGUCUUUCUCUCCCUUUCCCUCUCUCUUGCUCUCCCUCUGUCUUUUUUUUUUUUUUUUUUUUUUUUGGCACAUCUUUUCUUUAAAACUGUCAGAUCAUUUCAGUAUUUCAAAUCCAAGGAAAACAGCCUGCCUGCUGCUGUAUUUGAAGUUGUAAUGGUGUCAAAAAGUCACGACUGACUGACAGCCAUCAGUCCCAGAGGGGCUCAUUAAAUCAUAAAAACUUGACAAGGAAAUAAUUGCGCAUCGCCAGCAACUUGGCGCCUGUUUAGACGUUUCUAUUUUCUUUCAUUAUUAGUCCCCACCAUUACGUUCAUUAACAAAUUGCAUUAAACAACUGUUAAGGGCUAAUGAUUUGUUUAUCGUUUUUUUUAUUAUUAUUAUUUAAACAUCAGCUGUGUCAUGUGGUACCCCAGCAGCCUCUUGCCAUCAUCUGACUGAAUAUUUUUCCACCCUGCUCUGGGUACUGUUGGAAUAUGAAAUAGAUUAUUCAUUACUCUCCUCUUUGCCACUGAUUUGGUUUCAUGUAGCGUCUUCCACAGAGAAAGAUGAAAACUUGUCAAAAAUAGGUUAUAUCUUAUUCGAAGGGGCAACAAUAGCAGCGGUACAGGCACACUUUAAUAUUUAAUUAAGGUUGAUGUUAACCCCUUUAAAUGACUUUUGCCGUAAGUUCUAUUCAAAUGCAGGAGAGAAAAAUAAUUGUUCUUAAUUUGCAACCCUGUUCAGCAGGCACUCUUCCUGGAGUUAGCUGGAAAUUUGGAGCAGAAUUUUUAAAUAAUGAAAUUUCCUGUCCUAAAUAUUUAGAGCCGUUUGUUUACAUAGUUGAGAAUUAACUACGAGCAAUGGUUUCCUCAUCUCUUUGGUCUGAACUGCUCUCCUAGUGGGUCACUCAGUGCUCGGGAGUGGAGACGGCUUUCCUGAGAGAAACGUGUGUCCAGAGCCGAGAGGUGGUUGGUUGGUUGUGACUGGGGCCGGUUUCAAAGGAACCACUGUGAGUCCCAUGUCUCUGGUCCACUUGCCUCCCCCUUUCGCUGAGUGUGUGGUUGGAGAGCUGUGGUCUGCCGUGAGAGUAAGUAGAGACUUCAUAAAAGAACACUUGUGUGUCCAGGAGGGUGUGGUGAGCGGAUGCCCAGGGUCUCUCUGUACCAUCAAGGAGCUCAUUGCGGACAGCGCUUCCCUGGUGGACAGCAGGAGCAAUGCUUUGCGGGACUGGCCCUGCGCCAUUUUUCCUUUCUGUGACUAGCCGUUAAUUAAAUGAUCGCCUUUUCCUGGGCUAUAAGCUUGCAGGAAAAAGGUCCAUCUUCAUCAUCAUGCCAUGUCAGAAGUCAAUGGCCUUCUUCAGGCCAUAACCGCUGUCCGCACUGACCAUUCUGUUGGAUUCAAUGAGUUUACGUAACCAUGGAAGCCACACUCAGAGGUCCAGUUCAUCAGCACUGCAGGGUCGGGCAUUAUGGUCAGUGUCAAGGGAUGGGGCGAACCUUUUUGCCAGUCCAUUUCUGCUUUCACCCACCCAUCCUGGAGAGAAUAGACCCUUAGGCUCCAUGGAUAUGAAGGAGGAGAUAGUACACGUUCCUUAUUCUGUGUAGCAUCUCUCAGUACUACCCACCCAAGAGCAGGUGGUCCUGUAUAGAAGGGCCAUCCCAGCAGAUACAAGCCAGGUGAGGCCUGGCCUCCAGCCUCAUCCAUCACUCUGGGCACAGAAAUGGCAGACACAUCAGGGUCUAAAGGUGGGGGGGCAACCUUCCAUUUCAAUCCAUUUCAGAUUAGCCACGUGACAGCUCAUAACCUUUGGGACGGCCUCCAUACCUCAGCAGGGGGCAUGCACAUUGUCAUUUUCCCAGAUGGAAGGGGGCCUCAGUGGCGAGCUGUCCCCAGUCAGACUCCAGAGGCACUGGUUGAAGGUAGUGUCCAAGGCAAGCUGCCAACCCUGAAACUUGACCUCGUCCUCUGCUGUAAGUCACUAACUUUAAACCAGACCCCAGGAAACAUUCUCGUCUGUACAGCUUUGUUGCACCUGUGGCCCAUCAGGCUGAAACCAGUGGUAUCUGCCAGAGGCCAUCAAUAUUAUGUGACCAGUCAGGUGGUCACAUAAUAUUGACACUAACCCUUUUUUAAAUGGGGAAUGUUCUGUGUGGACAGCUCAGAAAAGUACCUAAAACCACAGGCAUUUCACCCAAGAAGGGAGACUGCAGGGAAACCAGGGCAGCCGUGUCCAGGCAGGAGAUGGGUGUGUGUGAUCGGGGCCAAGGCUUAAAAUGGGGUGACUGAGCCAAGGUCAACGUCCUCUUCUGUGCUGGAAGGAGGAGGCCACAGAGAGCAUGGGGAGAGACUGCCCCUCUCUGUUGGGUUGUUAGGAUUCCAGGGCAGGAGCAAAGUGAAUGUUUCAGAGCCGACUUACCGCAGGCAAGUGGGGCAAACCAAGAUGGUGAGCCAAACCAAGACAGCAGGGCAAACCCAAGACGCUGGCGCAGGUGGGUUUGGAAGGUGUGAUGAGGUGAGGAGCAGAUGGUGCGCAGGUUAAGGGCGGUGGGUUCCCCAGCCUCAAAGGAUAGGAGAUAGUUGGUGACACGAGUUCCAGGGAACAGGCAAGAAAAGGCAGAGCACCAAGCAGUGGGCUCCAUCUUGUGCCACCCUGGGCCCAGCAUUGCCCUCCUUCAGGAGGAGCCAAAGGAAGGGAAGGGCAAGGUGAGCCCCCCCCUCUCUCUCUCUGAACCACUGCCCCAGUCUCACGUAACCCCUGCUUGCCCGGCCUCGAGGGGCACCCAGCAUGCUGGGAGGAAAGUGCUUCCCCGUGCUGAAUCACCUCCUUACUCGCGCUACAUAAAUAACGAAGGCAUCCCUGAGAGAUGGGGAAAUGCCAAGGAGCAGAGCUCCGCACCGUGGUUCUGUGAACUCGUGCCCCCCUCCUUCCCUUCAUCCAGACAAGGCCCUUUGGCGUGAAUAAUAGCUCGGCGGCCCGAAGCCCGUAUUGAUCGGCUGCCCGCGCCGCUCCACUGAGAGCUGCCUGGACUUUUCCUGGGGGCAAGACGGGCACCUCUCAGUGCAGCUACCUCCUCCGCCCCCCCAGGUGUGCUCAGAAGGGGAGGGGGGGUGGGGGGGGAUGGCCAAGAGGCAGGCCCUUGUCCAGCUCAGUGCUGGUGGUUGGCUCAACUUUUUUUGCCUGUGACUUCUUUUACUAGGGAAAAUACCUGAGCUGGAGAGGAAUGUUUUUUGCACAAUGAGGCCCCACAGAGUUGAGAAGAAAUACAUCCUCAGGCUCCAGCUUCUCUCCAGAAGCUUCUGCCAGAGAUCCAGGCAGCAGAGGCACCCACAGCUGACACUUAGGGAGCCCACUGCGUGCCAGCGGUGAGCCCAGCACCGGGGCAGCCACGCCAUGUUUCCUGUUAACUUUCAGUCCCUGUCUCGGGUCCUCAAAGCAGAGGCUCUGACAAGGCAGGGAGGAUCCUCGCUGCUGUGGCAUGGGGCCCACACGGCUAAAUCCAGUGGACAGGAGUCAGCCACAGGCUGGUGGCUCCAGGGACAGAAUGGGCCAGCCCCUGGGCCUGAGACUCUGACCACACUCCUCCUCUCGGGGAUAAGCAGUGGAAGGUCAGCCUGGCCCUGCAAAGCCAGCACCCUGUGCACUGGAAGAGACCGGAAAUCCUACCUUUAAUAAUUCACUCCAGUGGGUCUGACCUUAUCCGCCUUGGAAAAUGCCACAGAUACUUUGCCCAGACAGCAUCAGCACUGACAGCCACUGACCCCUCUGGGUGAGGUGUCGGACCCUCUCCUAAGAGCCGAGCUGGGCCUUGGGAAAGGAGAGACCUACCCUGUGAGCGAUCUCCUGGAGAAGGGGCACAAGGAAGGAGGGUCUUGGUUCCCCAGAACCAGCUCCCUGGAGGUGUCUCCCGGAACCAGCCAUUGCCUGUAUUUCCGGGAAUACAGCUUUACCCUGGAAGCCCACACACACCCCAGCCAUAGCCAGUCUGUGAACACGUGGGCACAGCCCAGGAGAGGUACCUGCUUGAGGGGCCUGGCGCAUCCACGGCACCACCCUUGCUGAGAAGAAGGGGAGAGAACAGGAAGGCAGGAGGUAGGGUCAGAACAGUUGAGCCAGGGCCCAGCAGACCGCUUCCCUUGGUGAGCUGCUCCAGCCUCCACUCAGGCAGAGCCCUGCUGAGGGCGAGGGAGGCCAUGGCCCCCACAGAGCACAAUCGGGCACUGGGGGAAGGACCCAACAUGGACCGUUUAUGCCCUGAGACCCUCCCCGUACUCCCCCACCAGAGGCCCUGGCACAGCAGUGACACUGUGACCAUCAAAGUCUCUCUCUGCCCAGUUUCUGUCUCCCCUUCCUCCUCCAAGGCCACUUCUGCCGAGAAGUCACAGAGCAAAGAGAGCUGCGCGGCUUCAGUGAGCUCAUCAUGGCCCCCGAGGUGGCCACAUAAUCAAACCUGCCCUCGUUGGCAGCAUGAGAGGUGUAAUCAGAUUCACUCAUCUACUCAAUGAGUGUUUAUUGAGCAUCUACUAUGUUCCAGGCCCCAAAAACAUGUGGUGAAGAUAGAUAGAUAACAAAACAAGUGAGGUCAUCCCACCACCCUGGGGCUCUUUUCAUCUCCAGCACCCUGCUGCCCACAAUGACUGCUCCAUCUCCACGACUUGCUUGGCAAAGCCUCUCCAAGCGACAGUACUGUGUGUCCACUCCUCCUCCGGGCAGUUCCCAUGACGACGUUUGCAAAAUUGACCCACAGGGCUGACGCUUGUCUGCAUAUGGGGGAGUCCCAUCAGCACCGGCCCCUUGUCUGGGGCCGGACCAGGAGAGGCAGGGGACAGAAAUAGAGACCAUUUAUUCUGGGCUCUGGGAUUCUCUUGGAGGAUUUUUUUCUUCCUGCUUAUGAAGUGAUAAAAGUUUGACUUGGCAGGUGAUCGGAAACCCAGAAUAUCACAAAAGGGAAAAAAGUCAUCGAGUGGCUAAGAGGUGCACCAUGGGAGUGUUGGCCGGGCCGGGGGCAAGGCGAAUUGCUGAGCGAAUAGAACAGGAGAUAUUUUUCAAAGGCUUCUCUCUCCUGCUCUCUCUGGGCCCUGUGCAGAAAGGGGAAAUAGAAGCCAAAUCCAGAUUUGGGCAUGUGGCUGAUUUGGGCACCCUCCCUGACUCCCACCCCCUUUUCCCCAGACAGUGAUAAACUUUGAUGUCUGAGCCCGUGGCAUUUGGGGACAGGAGAAGCUGGGCAUUCCGGCGAAGGCCUCCCUCAGCCCCUUUGUGAGGAGAGAUGAAAGCCACAGAGCCAGAGAGAGCAUGAUUUUCAAAUCAGAGAGAGCAUGAUUUUCAAAUGAUGAAAUGCAGGAGCUCCAUACAGGCCACCUCAGUGACAGUUUGGGUAGCGAAAGCCACCCCGGCAGACCAGCUGAGAUUCACAGAACCCUCGAGGUGUGCAUGUUUUUUGGGCCCACCUGCGUGUUUGCAGAUGGGGACAGGCUCAGAGAGAGCGUAGCCUCGCUCAAGUCACCCAGCGAACCAUGUUGGCAGGGCCAGCCAUGGCCCACAGGCCCUCAGCCUCCAGGCAGGCCUCUCUGCUCUGCACCAGGAGGGUAACUUCAAACAGCACCACACUGUGGAAGCCAAGGCCAGGCCACAGACCUCUGAGCCUCUUGGUGGUGUCGGCCUUCAUGCUACCGGGACUAGCAUUCCCCACUUACAUUUCUCAAGCUACAGAGGUACAGAAAAACUCAGCCCCGCCCCCAUUAGCUAUGGUCCUCUUUCCCCCUGAAUGUCAGAUCUUAGCUCUUUGGAGGAAUUGCCAGGGGAGACCCAGGGUCUCUCCUCAGCUGAGCUACUGAUGUCACCUGGGAAAACCUUUUCUGUCUGAAGUCCCUGCCCAGCUCUCCUCACCCACCACCAGUAGCCUGCAGGGGCUCCCGGAAGUGCCUUGGUUGCUGAGGCCAAGCGGGGGCUACUGCUUCUGAACUGGGUCCUGGUGGUUGUGACUGAGAUGAAUGAACAGCUUGGCAGGGAGGCCUUUUGCUAAAGUCUAGCGUCUUCCAUGAUGCGUAGGGCCUCCAGCUGAUGAAUGGCCCCAUGCAGGCCCUCCCCUGCUCUGGGCUUUGGCUCUUCAUGCCGCCAGUGGGAAAGCUGGGCUGGGAAGUCACAGGAAGGCAGGUUUCUGCAACUCCCAUCGACCAUCGAGGUGAGCAGGGAAUAUGUCUGAUAAAGCAAGGGUCAAGGGCUUCAGUGUAAUAUGGCAGCCACUAGUGUGUAGAACCUUCUAGAAGACCAAGAGACUGGUAAUUUGAGCUUCUGAGUGAUCUUGGAGGCAGGGCUGGCGUCACGGGCCUGAGGUCAGGGCUCUGUACCCAGAAGGGCCGCAGGCUUGGGAUUGAAUGCUCUACAGUCACUUUCUUGAAAUUCUUCAUAAUUUUAUCUUCAUAGUUGUGUUUUGUAGCUGAAAUCCAGUGGGUCACUGGACCAUGAACAGGAAGUAGGGAGGAGGUGGCCUUGGAGCCCCCCUCACACGCAGUCCUGCCUCUUGCCCUCUCCCUGCUCUGGGGUCUGGUUCUUAGCUGCUUGCUUCACUGCCCCUGGAACCACAGUUCCACGAGGCUUUCCCCUCCCCACCUCCACCCUGAAGCCACUUCCAACCUGCCUGCAACCUGGUCACAGGCACGGGCAUGGUCAGGAUCAGGCAUGCACAACCCAGAGCAUUUUGGGGUGGGGCACCGUGGCAACAGUGCCCUCCCUGGGCUGGCAGCACCAGGAGCACACUCGGUGGGGGACUGAGUUGAGUACCUAGUGCACCUGGUGCGUCCUGGCACAAAGGCUGCAGUGCCUCUGGGGGUUGCCCACCUGCCCAGGCUCGGGGCAGCAGGCCGUGGAAGGGGGAGGUGCCAGGGGGCCCAGCAGGUCCAUGUAGCUGCAGGGAGAAAGGGAGCCUGACCUCUAGCUUGAAGGGCAAGUUUAUGCCCCAAGUAUAGAUGCAGGGCCCAGCGCCUGGGGUGUGCACUCCACCUGAGAGAACCCCCAAGCCUAAGAAUGUGCCCCAGUGGCUAGUCCCCUGCCUGGGGGAUGCCUCUCUUCCAACCUGCUGCAUCUGGCUUGUGUCUUCAGGCCUGUUCACAGUAUUCUCUUAAGACGAGGAACAAAACACAGUACAUAACUUUGCUGAUUCCACACCUGUGUUAGGUAUUCUGAUACUUGCCUUUAAAAUUGGCAUUGCAUAACCUAAAAAUGAAUGGUAAAAUCUAUGCUGAUAAUUUAAAAUUUUGACUUUACUCCCAAUGACAUUAACUAGGAAAUUUAAAACACUGACAAGCUGAGAGACAGACAGACAGGAAAGGUGGGGAAGGCAGCUUUUUUCUUCCGUUUUGAACCAGGAGCUCCACGGUUUUGUUUUGCUUUGGGUCUAACAAAUCACAGAAGCGGUCCUGCCAGAUGGGUCACUCUCCCUCCAGGGCACCCCUUUCCCUGGCAGGAAUCAAACCUGAACACUGUGCUUGUCCCUCCCUCACUCCCGGCCAAGUCGUGAUCACGCGCUUGGAGAAAAUCCCCGUGAGAUUUAGAAUUCAGAGUGUGCUGCUCACCCUCGGCCUUGGAGCCCAACCCUCCUUGCUUAAAAGGGGCUCUCAGCCCCGCUCACGUAGGUCUAACCACCUCCGUGAGGCAGUCUCUCCCCCAGAGAUUCUCCAUAGGUACUACAUCCUGAAACUGGAGCCCCAGUUAAAAACUCCAGACAUAUCAAAGAGAGGCAUCAGCCCCCAAAGAGACUUAAUUUGGAAUCCAAGCAAGUUACGAAACAGAAAACCGUCAGCCUGCCUGAGAGCCCAGGCUCCUGCGCACCCAGAGCACCGGCCGACUGCCCUCCCUGACAUCCCUUUGACUUUCCGGCGCAGCCUGGGAGUUCAGAGCUUGGUGCCGCAGGAGGCUGGGUGCCAACCAGGUUUGGCUAGAGAGACGUCAGUGUCUUGAGAAUGGUAAAAAGUCCAUUCCACUUCCGGGGGAAGGUAUUUCCAUUUCAGAAUUGUUUCCAAAGCCACCAUCUUGGGGUUCCCGGGCGCAGCCUUGCCUGACGUUUGAGGGCCUGACUGUCCAAGGUUGAAUGGGUCCAAAGUAGCAGCCUGUCAUGCUCUACAAUAAAGUGCUGUCACUUUAAGAUAACAUUCAUGGAAGGAAUGAAUGAGUCGUUUAGAUCGAGUUGCGUCAAAUGGAAUCCCAAUUGCAUACUCAUCAGUGUCACUUCCGGACAAAGGAAAAAUUAAUGCACUUCGUUUAGCUGCGUCUACGGCUUUUCCCUGAUUAUAGGUGAGCUCGCUAUCAUUUUCAAGUUUUGUUUCUUUUACACCGAUCGUAUUUCAGUUCGUUUCAUACUGAGGGAUGAUUUUCGGCUUCAGCUUAACCUCCUCCAGAUAAUUCAUUAGGCCUGAGAGCUGCUCCAGAGUGGGAUUAGAACCUGUGUAGAAGACAGUCACUUUAAACUGAGAUCUGCUAAUUAAUCGCUCUUCUCUGUCCAAGUGCACAGCAGCGCUCCUUCCCCGCGGAAUUGCAAUUUCAUGGUUCCUAACGACGGUGCGAUUACAUUAUCUGGAUCAGAGACUGUGGGUGUCGGCAGUGGUGGGCCGAGCCUGUCUCGGGGAUCCGGCGAAAUCACUCCUACAACCAAGGGGAUGGAGGGAAGCAGUUAGAAUGUCGGUUGCUAAUUUUAUUAAUGUGCUGCAGUUUCUUCCGUCUCGUUUAGGCAUUAGCUGCAAGCUCCAACUCCCCCUGCUCCACAGGCCUCUUUCCCCAGAACCUCACUUUGCUGCCUAAUAUCCACAGGGUUAUUUUUGUGUGUGCAAAUCUAUUUAUUUGCUGUAUUCCACAAAGUAAUUUAUUUCGAGCAUUUAUUUUCAUUAGAUCUCUUGGAAAUAUGGUCCUACCUACUGUUAGCACAAGUGAUACAUUUUAAUUGUUGUUUCCUGGACUAACUUGUAUCAUUC